Messenger RNA from Meriones unguiculatus (Mongolian gerbil), 4414 nucleotides. Its product is annotated as 2'-5'-oligoadenylate synthase 3. Gene Ontology annotation, molecular function: double-stranded RNA binding; 2'-5'-oligoadenylate synthetase activity. The record is from RefSeq and is a predicted model, not a curated record. Gene Ontology annotation, biological process: defense response to virus; negative regulation of viral genome replication; regulation of ribonuclease activity. Lineage: Eukaryota; Metazoa; Chordata; Mammalia; Rodentia; Muridae. The coding region runs from base 67 to 3462 and encodes 1131 amino acids. Gene Ontology annotation, cellular component: cytosol; nucleoplasm; membrane. The transcript is spliced from 16 exons.
UGCCAGUUCAGGGAGCACCCCUAGAAGCCUAGAGAGAAACGAAACUCUCCUGGGGUGCAGGUCAACAUGAACCUGUACCGCACACCAGCCGGAGCUCUGGACAAGCUGGUGGCCCACAGCCUGCACCCACUCCCUGAGUUCAUAUUGGCUGUGCGAGGUGCUCUGGGGGCCCUGGACGUCGCCCUGCGGAAGCAGGGAGCCCAAGGGUCACAGAGACCAAGGGUGAUAAGGAUCGCCAAGGGAGGAGCCUAUGCCCGGGGCACAGCUCUCAGGGGUGGCGGUGACGCUGAACUUGUCAUCUUCCUCAACUGCUUCAGGAGCUAUGGGGACCAGAAGACCUGUCACACGGAGACCCUGGGUGCCAUGAGGGUGUUGCUGGAGUCGUGGGGGCGGCACCCGGGGCCUGGCCUGACUUUUCAGUUUUCUGAGCCAAAGGCACCUGGGGUCUUGCAGUUUCGUCUGGCUUCAGCAGACCAGGAAAACUGGAUGGAUGUUAGCCUGGUGCCUGCCUUUGAUGUCCUGGGACAGCCCCGCCCUGGAGUCAAGCCCACACCCCAGGUGUACUCCUCCCUCCUCAGCAGCGGCUGCCAGGCUGGGGAGCACGCAGCCUGCUUCACAGAACUCCGAAGGAGCUUCGUGAACGUUCGCCCAGCCAAGCUUAAGAACUUAAUCCUGCUGGUCAAACACUGGUACAGACAGGUACAGACGCAGGAGGCCGUGAGGGCCACGCUGCCCCCCAGCUACGCCCUGGAGCUGCUUACCAUCUUUGCCUGGGAGCAGGCCUGUAGGAAGGAUUCUUUCAGCCUGGCCCAAGGGCUCCGGACCGUCCUGGCCUUGAUCCAGCAGAACAAGCACCUCUGCAUUUUCUGGACGGAAAACUACGGCUUCGAAGACCCCGUGGUCGGGGAGUUCUUGCGAAGGCAGCUUGAGAGGCCCCGGCCCGUGAUCCUGGAUCCGGCUGACCCGACUUGGGACGUGGGCAACGGGACAGCCUGGCGCUGGGAUGUGCUGGCCAAGGAGGCCGCGUCCUGCAUUAAUCAGCAGUGCUUCCUGGAGGCAUCAGGAGUCCCAGUGCAGCCUUGGAAGGUGUCUGGCCUUCUCCAUGCUGAUAUCUUGGGUUUGGGCCACCCCAUCCAACAAGGGCCUAAUGAGGCCCUGGAAGACAAGAAAGGCCACGGUGCUGUGCUGCCAAAGACAAGGAGCCUGCAGCCUUCCGAUUCAGCUCCAGGGGUCCCAGAAGCAACCACCGAGGCUGUUCUGCCCACGGCCUGUAAAGCCAGCAAGAGCCUCAAAGCAGCACAUCCAGGGACCGUCGGGAAAACAGCACCGAGUGUCUCAAGUCACAAUAGGAUCACCCGGAGCACCCCAUCCUCAAACGCGCCUCCCCACCGCUCAAUCGCAACCAGCGUCUCCACCGCUGGGUCAGAGAUGGUCCCGGAUCUGUCGCAAAUCCCCAGCAAGGAGCUGGACUCCUUCAUCCAGGACAAGCUGAGGCCGAGUGCCCAGUCCCAGCAGCAGGUGAGGCAGGCCAUCGACGCCAUCCUGCGAUGCCUCCAGGAGAAGUGUGUACACAAAGCUUCCAGGGUCAGCAAGGGCGGCUCUUUCGGCCGAGGCACAGACCUCAGGGGUGUCUGUGACGUGGAGCUUGUCAUCUUUUACAAAGCCCUCAGGGACUUCAAGGGCCAGAGGUCCCGCCAAGCCGAGAUCCUGUGUGACAUGCAAACCCAGCUACAGGCCUGGUGUCGGGACCCGGUGCCUGGGCUGAGCCUCCGGUUUGCUGAACAGAACAGGCCCAAUGCUCUGCAGCUCCAGCUGGUGUCCACAGACCUCAGCAGCUGGGUAGACGUCAGUGUGCUGCCCACUUUCGAUGCUGUGGGGCCACUGAACACCAGCACCAAACCCCAGCCCCAGGUGUACUCGUCCCUCCUCAGCAGCGGCUGCCAGGCGGGGGAACAUGAGGCCUGCUUUGCAGAGCUCCGCCCAGUCAAGCUUAAGAGCCUGAUGCUACUGGUCAAGCACUGGUACCGCCAGGUUGCCACUCGAGACAGAGGAGGAGAGGCAGCGGGCGCCACUCUGCCCCCAGCCUAUGCCCUGGAGCUUCUGACAAUCUUUGCCUGGGAGCAAGGCUGUGGGGAGGAGAAGUUCAGCAUGGCUGAAGGCCUUCGGACCGUCCUGAGGCUGGUCCAGAAGCACCAGUCACUCUGUGUCUACUGGACAGUCAACUACAGCGUGCAGGACCCGGCCCUCAGAGCACACCUUCUCGGCCUGCUCCGGAAAGCCAGGCCUCUUGUCCUGGACCCUGUGGAUCCCACCUGGAAUGUGGCCCAGGGCAGCUGGGAGCUGUUAGCUCAGGAGGCAGCGGCCCUGGAGUCACAGGUCUGCCUUCAGAGUGGGGAUGGGACUCUGCUGCCGCCCUGGGAUGUGAUGCCAACCCUCCUUCACCAGACUCCAGCUGAGGACCUGGACAAGUUCAUUAGUGAAUUCCUCCAGCCCAACUCCCACUUCCUGACUCAGGUGAAGAAAGCGGUCGACACCAUCUGCUCCUUCCUGAAGGAGAACUGUUUCCGGAACUCUACCACCAAGGUGCUCAAGGUGGUCAAGGGCGGGUCUUCUGCCAAAGGCACUGCUCUACAGGGGCGCUCAGACGCUGACCUGGUAGUGUUCCUCAGCUGCUUCCGCCAGUUCUCGGAGCAAGGCAGCCACCGGGCCGAGCUCAUCUCAGAGAUCCAGGCUCAGCUGGAGGCGUGCCGGCGGAAGCAGCGCUUCGACGUCAAGUUUGAGAUCUCCCAGAGGAAGAACCCCCGAGCGCUCAGCUUCUCGCUGACAUCCCAGACGCAGCUGGACCAGAGCGUGGACUUUGACGUGCUGCCAGCCUUCGAUGCUCUUGGCCAGCUGAGGUCCCACGCUAGGCCUGAUCCCCAGGUCUACAGAGACCUCAUCCACAGCUACAGUAACGCGGGCGAGUUCUCCGCCUGCUUCACGGAGCUGCAGAGGGAUUUCAUUGUCUCCCGCCCCACCAAACUCAAGAGCCUCAUCCGGCUGGUGAAACACUGGUACCAACAGUGUAACAAGAAGCUCAAGGGGAAGGGCUCCUUGCCAGCCCAGCAUGGGCUGGAGCUCCUGACGGUGUACGCCUGGGAGCAGGGCAGCCGGAACAGCCAAUUCAACAUGGCAGAGGGCUUCCGAACCGUUCUGGAACUGGUUGGCCAGUACCGUCAGCUCUGCAUCUACUGGACCGUCAACUACAGUGCAGAGGACGAGACCAUCGGUGACUUCCUGAGGAUGCAGCUUCAGAAGCCCAGGCCCAUCAUCCUGGAUCCAGCUGACCCGACAGGCAACCUGGGCCACAAUGCCCGUUGGGACCUGCUUGCCCAGGAGGCUAGAGCAUUCAUGUCUGCCCUGUGCUGCAUGGACAAGGACGGCACCUCCAUCAGGCCAUGGCUGGUAAAGGCCACCGUGUGAAGUCUAGAAAGAUCAGUGGUCACACCGGCUGACCGAAAGUGACGUCAGCCCUCAGCAUGGGAGCCUCAAGAGUAUCUGGCCAGAUGUGUGUGUGUGUGUGUGUGUGUGUGUGUGUGUGUGUUUGUGAGCAGGUCUGUGUGUGGUGUGUCUGUAUAUGUAUCUUUGCGUGUCUAUAUGUGUAUGUAUAUAUGUGUGUGUUUGUAUGCUAUAUGUGUGUAUGUGUAUAUAUGUGUGAAUGUGUAUAUUUGUGUGUGUAUAUAUGUAUGUGUGUGUCUGUGCAUGUAUGUAUGUGUGUAUUUUUCUGUGUGUGUGUCUGUAUGCGUGUGUAUAUGUGUGUUUCUGUGUGCUCUCUCACAGCAUCUCCCUUCUGACCACCCACCCACCCUCAUCACUCCCUUUCUUCGCAUUGUUUACCCUCACUCUGGAGCUUCAUUGACCUCUACUGUGAUGGUCCCAGCACCCCCAUGCUAGACAUCCCAGGACCCAGGCAUCUCUGAAACUCCAGUCUGCUGUUCACCAACCCUGUGCCCUGCCCGCACCCCGCAGCCACUCCCAGCAGCACCUCAGCCCUGCCAAGAAGCCACGCUCCUCCCUGGCCUCUCUCUGCCCCUCCAUCCCUCUUAUAUCCCUCCACCUGCAGAGAGCCAGCUGUAGUCCAGCUGUGGUCCAGCUCUGCUUUCCAUGUAAUGUGACCAGUUGUUUUGGUGACUACAAAAUACCUAGGCCCACAGCCACAGCAACAGAAUAAGCAAAACAAGGGAUAAGUGGGCCUCAGGAAUGUAGGAGGGGCAGGGAGAGUUCCCAGGCCUCAUCUGGGCCCACACGCUUCCUCAGCUUUCCUGAGUCAUCACCUGUGAAAGCUGAGGCUUUUUGAUACUGCGGUGCUUAGGGUUCACCCACACCCCUGCCAGUCCCCACCCAUGCUGUAAGUAACCCCAAUAAACCUAUUGGC